Ilex paraguariensis (yerba mate) is the source of this 1299-nucleotide messenger RNA. NCBI's taxonomy places the organism in Eukaryota, Viridiplantae, Streptophyta, Magnoliopsida, Aquifoliales, Aquifoliaceae. The record is from the annotation of a GenBank genome assembly.
AUGGGAAGACAUUCUUGCUGUUACAAGCAGAAGCUAAGGAAGGGCCUGUGGUCUCCUGAAGAAGAUGAGAAACUUAUGCAGCAUAUAACUAAGUAUGGGCACGGUUGUUGGAGCUCAGUCCCAAAACUAGCAGGAUUGCACAGGUGUGGGAAGAGCUGCAGGUUGAGGUGGAUCAAUUACUUGAGGCCUGAUCUAAAGAGAGGGACAUUCUCACAGGAAGAAGAGAAUUUGAUAGUUGAACUACAUGCAGUUCUAGGCAACAGAUGGUCUCAGAUUGCUGUUCAGUUACCAGGAAGAACAGACAAUGAGAUAAAGAAUCUUUGGAACUCUUCCCUUAAGAAAAAACUAAGGCAGAAGGGCAUUGACCCCAACACUCACAAGCCGAUCUCCGAGGCUGAGAAUGAAGAGAAUUGUUCUGCAACUAUCAAUGAGAAAGCAUCUGAAGCACCCAGUGACUCGAAAUUUGUUGAGGCUGAGAAGCCAAAACCACCUUCAUCAGCUAUGGACCGCUACCUACUUAUUGAAAACAACUGCAACAAUACGAAAACAUCCCAACCAACUCAUGAAUUCUUCCUAAAUAAGUUUGUUACCUCCCUUGAAAGCUCCACCUCUAGUUGUAAGCCUCCUGAUUUUUCGGGUUAUCUCAAUUUUCAGCAGCUAAAUUAUGAGCCCAAUACUGGAUUAUCAAUGAACCCCAAUGCCACUUUCUUCAAUCCAAACUCCAAGUCUUCUGGGAUGAUUUCUGAAUUGAAUUCUACAAUGACAACCAUCCUCCCUUCCAUGUCAAAUUCAAUCCUCACCACUCCUAUACAUAUCAAGCCUUCGAUUAGUAUUCCCUCCAAUAAUCCUCCAAUGAGCUCUUAUAAUAUCAACAGGGUCCAGAAUUGGGAUGCCUGUACAAUCAGCAACAAUGGUAGCACCAGCAAUGGAAGCAGCAGCAGCAGUAUUGAAAUGCAAAACAACUGCUCGUUUUUUGAGAACAACCCGUUUUCGUGGCCGCAGGCAAAUUGUGGAAAACGCGAAAGAGAAAGCCAAAUUCAUUCUGUGGAAGGUCAACCAGAAGACUUCAAGUGGAGUGAGUAUCUCCAAACCCCAUUUUCAGUAGGGACCUCAAUUCAGAAUCAAACUGCUCAAGAUAUAUACAAUGAGACUAGACCCGAAACACACUUCACAACGGAUGGAGUGUCAAUUUCGAGUAUUUCUUGGCAUCAGAAUCAGCAGCAACAAUCUUUACAAGCCUCAGAUGUGUAUAGUAAGCAUUUCCAGAGACUUUCUACCACAUUCGGACAAUUUUCUUAG